GAGGGAAGCCGAGGGCGCAUGCCGAUGCGCGGCUAUAAAUCUCCCGCGCCCGGCGCUCGUGCGGGAUUUCCGGAGCAUUGGCUCGACAUGGCUUUCCCGCCCCCGAAAGAAGGUGUUGGCAGGACCUCCAAGGACUGCUGGGACAACUCAGCUGUUCCAGCUCUCACCACAUGCAGCAACGCAGAUAUUUUUCGACGAAUAAAUGCCAUGCUAGAUAAUUCUCUGGACUUCAGCGGUGUCUGCACAACACCCAUCACAAAAGAAAGGAGGGAGCUACUGCCAGAGUUUCCAGACUCCGAGGGAACAGGAACAGCGAGCAGGAUGCUCUUCCCCCCGUCUGCCCAGGAGUCUCCGCGUGGCCUCCCAGACGCCAGUGACCUGUGCCUUGGAUUGCAGUCCCUUAGCCUGCCAGGGUGGGAUAGGCCAUGGAGUACCCAGGAUACGGAUGCUGCAGCCCAGCCAAGCACGCAGUCUGUUCUCAACAUGCUGGGCAAUCCUUUUGGGAAGCCAUCUCUGGGUUUCCUGCCACUAGAUCCCAUUGGCUCAGAGCUGAGCGAGAACCUUCCAACUCCAACUUUGAGGGCCUCCCGCUUGGACAGCAGUCGGUCCCUCCUGUAUUCUCGUUCCAGCAGUCCCUCUGACUCUGACACUAGUGGAUUCAGCUCUGGAUCCGACCAUCUCUCCGAUCUGAUCUCCAGUCUCCGCAUCUCUCCUCCUCUGCCGUUCUUGCCUAUUGGAGGCAUAACCAGAGAUUCCUUAAAUGGAGCAGGAUCUCACCUGGAUCAGGAGCAGGCUGCCUUGGCUGCUGUCACGUCCACCCCAACCAGCAUGCCCAAGCAGUGGCCUGGGGCCUCCACCUGGCCAUCCUGGAACAUAACGGAUUCCCCGGAGGAUCCCUUCAGCAUUGAAAGGGAAGCCAGACUCCAUAAGCAAGCCGCAGCUGUGAAUGAGGCAACCUGCACAUGGAGCGGGCAGCUCCCACCUCGAAACUACAAAAACCCCGUUUACUCCUGCAAGGUGUUUAUAGGAGGCGUUCCCUGGGACAUCACAGAAGCGGGUCUAAUCAGCACCUUCCGUGUGUUUGGCUCGUUGAGAGUGGAGUGGCCUGGUAAGGAUAGCAAGCAUCCCCGCUGCCCUCCCAAAGGUUAUGCCUACCUGGUGUUUGAAUCAGAGAAAUCUGUGCGUGCUCUGCUCCAGAAUUGCUCCCGAGAUAUGUUGAGCCCCAGUGGCCUGAGCGAGUACUAUUUCAAGAUGUCUAGCCGUAGGAUGCGGUGCAAGGAGGUGCAGGUGAUCCCGUGGGUCUUGGCAGAUAGCAAUUUUGUGCGCAGCCCAACUCAGAGGCUUGAUCCUGGCAAAACAGUCUUUGUGGGAGCCCUUCAUGGGAUGCUGAAUGCAGAGGCCUUAGCAGGAAUCCUCAAUGACCUGUUCGGAGGGGUUGUGUAUGCAGGUAUUGACACAGACAAGCACAAGUAUCCAAUUGGAUCUGGCCGUGUCACCUUUAACAACCAGCGCAGCUAUCUGAAAGCAGUGAGUGCUGCGUUUGUGGAGAUCAAAACAACCAAGUUUACAAAAAAGGUUCAGAUUGAUCCGUAUCUAGAAGAUGCCAUGUGUCAGGUCUGCAGAUCUCAGCCCGGUCCUUUCUUCUGUAGAGAUCAGGUGUGCUUCAAAUACUUCUGUCGCUCUUGCUGGCACUGGAAGCAUUCCAUGGAGAUCUUACACCACCACCGUCCACUGAUGCGCAACCAGAAGAACCGAGAUGCCAGCUAGAGCAGCGGCUGAGAGCUGCUCCUGUUUGCCGGGCAAAGCUCUUCUGUUACUUGCCACAGGGAAGAGAAGCCCACCGAUCCUAGUUGGUGCCACACCCGGGCUGGGGGAGAUGCCCGUCUGAAGGACUAACGGGGAAUCUUGCCUUCACGUUUGCACUCGCUGGUCUUUCUUUGUUUCUGCACUAAUGCACAGUGAAAUUUUUUUGUCAGGGGUUUGGGGGUUUUUGUGAGGGGAGGGCCCCUCAAACAAUUCUGCAGUUCCCAGACUUUGGUUCCUUGCUUGCUGACAAGAAGCCUCAAGGGACCAUCGGUUGAGAAGGUGUUGAAUGCAGAUGCCUUCGCCUCAAUUUCUUAUUUAUCAAGGGCCCUUUUUUUACAUUUCUUGCAAUACUGAUGGUAGAAUGCAUAAUAAUGCAGGUCUCAUUGGCUCCACUUUGUUUGCAGUUGCCAUACAGUGCCUUUCCAUUCGUUUAACCUUCCCCCCCCCCACCUUCCCCAUCUGAACGGAAUAAACUGAAUGUUCAGCUGGUGUUUUUUACUGUAACAACAAGGAGACUUUGUUCUUCACUUAAAACCAAAAUCAUAUUUCAUAUUUUACGCUCCAGGAUUUUUACCAGUUCCUUUUUACACUCUUGAAAUGGUUUUUAAGUCGUUUGAGACUAGAUUUUUUUCUUUCCUGGCAGCUUUUAACAUCAUUGCAACUUGUGUCUGGGAGCUGUUAGUUUAAAAAAAAAAAAAAAGUUUCCCAGUUGUGAAUAGCAGUAUUUACAACCCGAGAAGGAUAGGAUAUUUUGGAUUUUGAAACUGGACCGGAUAAAUGGAUCUUUGAUCUGCUGUAUAUAGUUCGUUGCACUUUAAGUUGCACUUCAGGGGGCUUGACAAAGGUUUUUAAUCACAAAGUCACAAGACUUCAAUUUUCUUUUUAUAUCUAAGCUGAUUCAAGGGCUGCGCUUGGUUGGGCCAGCAAAGGUUUUACUAGGAGCCCUUUUCUGUUUUAGAGGGGCAAGAAGCCCCCUCAGGAGCAGGGAGUGCAGCCCACAGAUUGUGCUGGGAGUUGAAGUUUUGAUUUUGUUUUAUUUUUUUUCCCCUCUCUUGGAAGCUGUGUGCCAAAGAACGAGUGUUAUAAGUUCUCCCUUUUUCCUGCUGAGCUCAUGUUGCAUAUUCCAGCUGCUCUUUGUGGGUUUUUUGUGAAGCAGUAUGUGAAGUCUCUACCUCAUUGUAGCAUAUGCAGGCAAGACUGCAUUCUCCUACAGAUGCGUGGAGUAAGCUGUGAUGUAGUUCUUGGCACAUAAUAAACACGUUGCAGCAGA
Candoia aspera is the source of this 3076-nucleotide messenger RNA. It is a transcript of the gene CPEB1, whose product is annotated as cytoplasmic polyadenylation element binding protein 1. Lineage: Eukaryota; Metazoa; Chordata; Lepidosauria; Squamata; Candoiidae. Gene Ontology annotation, biological process: negative regulation of cytoplasmic translation. Gene Ontology annotation, molecular function: mRNA 3'-UTR binding; mRNA regulatory element binding translation repressor activity; ribosome binding. Gene Ontology annotation, cellular component: neuron projection; nucleus; cytoplasm. The transcript is spliced from 12 exons. The record is from RefSeq and is a predicted model, not a curated record. Bases 19 to 1767 code for a protein of 582 amino acids.